UACAGAAUAAGGCUAGCCUGGAGGGGAGUGAAGAAGAAGGGCAUUGAAAAUGGAGGGUGUGUUCAAAUUUUACUUGGUAUUCGUUUUUGCUACACUACUACUGAUGAACAAAGAAGCCAUGGCGGCCACACAACACGUAGUUGGUGGAAGCCAAGGUUGGGAUCAGUCUACGGACUUCACCACGUGGGCCUCUGGUCAGACAUUCAAGCCCGGCGAUCAACUUGUGUUCAAGUACACCGCCUUGCACAGCGUUGUUGAGCUUCCUAAUGAGAGCGCAUACAAGAACUGUAACAUGGGCAAUGCACUGAAUUCCUUGAACGGCGGCAACAAUGUGGUUAAAAUAGAUAAGCCCGGGACACGUUACUUUACUUGCGGAACAUUGGGCCACUGUGCCCAAGGAAUGAAGGUGAAGAUUACAACAGUCUCCGCAGAUGCAUCAUCCUCGACUCCUGGAUCAUCUUCAUCUUCAUCGACUACACCUACGCCUACUUCUACUUCAAUCUCCAUGGCUUCUUCGUUUAGUCAUUUCGCGUCGAUUUUGAUGGUUGCAUUGCCAGUCUUCCAUGUGAUUUUCAUCAUGUUAUAAGUGUAUGAACGGUUGGGGUAAUUUUACAAGCAUAGUUUUGCUUCAAUGAUUUGUAUACAAGUUAAUUAUAGUGUGCGUCGGCUUUGUGUUUGUAUGUGCAAAAUAUUCGUUAUUUGUUAUGAUGGAGAGAAGAGAGCCAGCGAUGUUACAAUUUCUCUAGGGCGUGUUCAAUGCUGGUAAGGUUGUGUAUAAUUUGAUCACUAUAUUUUGGUAUGUAUAAUUUUACUCAAUAAAUGCUGCAUUUUGG
Ilex paraguariensis (yerba mate) is the source of this 833-nucleotide messenger RNA. Lineage: Eukaryota; Viridiplantae; Streptophyta; Magnoliopsida; Aquifoliales; Aquifoliaceae. The record is from the annotation of a GenBank genome assembly.